Molecule: messenger RNA, 3850 nt
Organism: Bemisia tabaci
Lineage: Eukaryota; Metazoa; Arthropoda; Insecta; Hemiptera; Aleyrodidae
Product: tubulin alpha-3 chain
Biological process (GO): microtubule-based process
Cellular component (GO): microtubule
Molecular function (GO): GTP binding; structural constituent of cytoskeleton
Source: RefSeq, a predicted model, not a curated record
GAGCGCGGUAGUUCUUUGGUGCUAUUACCGCCGUUGGUCAAGACCGGGUAGGCAAUCAGUGACUCCGGAUUUGUCGCCUCGUGAUUGGCCCUCUCGCACGCUUCUCCGCCUUGCUGUGGAUUUUGCAUUCGUGGUUUUCGCUGUUAACUUUGAAACAUGAGGGAGUGUAUAUCGGUGCACAUCGGGCAAGCCGGGGUGCAGAUCGGAAAUGCCUGCUGGGAGCUGUACUGCUUGGAGCAUGGGAUCCAGCCGGACGGACAGAUGCCCUCCGACAAGACCAUCGGGGGAGGAGAUGACAGCUUCAACACCUUCUUCAGCGAAACUGGCGCCGGGAAGCAUGUGCCCAGAGCUGUGUUCGUUGAUCUCGAACCAACUGUUGUAGACGAAGUUCGCACGGGGACAUACAGGCAACUGUUCCACCCCGAGCAGUUGAUCACUGGUAAGGAGGACGCGGCAAACAACUAUGCACGUGGACACUACACGAUUGGCAAAGAGAUCGUGGAUCUCGUCCUCGACCGGAUCCGGAAGCUCUCGGACCAGUGCACCGGACUCCAGGGUUUCCUCGUUUUCCACUCUUUCGGCGGUGGGACUGGCUCUGGAUUCACCUCCCUCCUCAUGGAGCGGCUUUCCGUAGACUACGGCAAGAAAAGCAAACUGGAGUUCUCCAUUUACCCUGCACCACAGGUCUCUACGGCAGUUGUCGAGCCGUACAACUCAAUUUUGACCACACACACAACUCUAGAGCACUCAGAUUGUGCGUUUAUGGUGGAUAAUGAAGCUAUAUAUGACAUUUGCCGUCGUAAUUUGGAUAUUGAAAGACCAACCUACACAAAUUUAAACAGACUUAUUGGUCAAAUAGUUUCAUCCAUCACUGCAUCCUUACGGUUUGAUGGUGCUCUGAACGUUGAUUUGACUGAAUUUCAGACGAACUUGGUGCCUUAUCCGCGAAUCCAUUUUCCAUUAGCAACUUAUGCACCCGUUGUCUCUGCAGAAAAGGCCUAUCAUGAACAGAUGACUGUUGCCGAAAUUACGAAUGCCUGCUUCGAGCCACAAAAUCAGAUGGUGAAAUGUGAUCCUCGACACGGAAAAUACAUGGCAUGCUGCAUGCUUUACAGGGGAGACGUUGUACCGAAAGAUGUAAAUGCAGCCAUUGCCACUAUUAAAACGAAAAGAACCAUUCAGUUUGUCGACUGGUGUCCAACUGGAUUCAAGGUGGGUAUCAAUUACCAGCCACCGACCGUGGUGCCAGGCGGUGACCUGGCCAAAGUUCAGCGAGCCGUAUGCAUGCUGUCCAACACGACGGCCAUCGCCGAGGCGUGGGCCCGUCUCGAUCACAAAUUCGACCUCAUGUACGCCAAGAGGGCCUUCGUCCAUUGGUACGUUGGGGAAGGCAUGGAAGAGGGAGAGUUCUCGGAGGCCAGGGAGGACUUGGCCGCCCUCGAAAAGGACUACGAGGAGGUCGCAACCGAUUCCGCCGAUGCUGAGGUCGAGGAUGGAGAUGAGUACUAACUCAAAAAUACUCCUGCCACAAUUAGGUCAAAGAAAAUCAUCCCUCGAAGUAAUGCAGAAUGUCAACCUGAAUUUAUUCCUUUGUGAAUUACAGUGGAUCCUCAGCUUUUAGUUUCGCGUAUUUCGAAUCAUAUGCCUAAAAAAACACUCAAAAAUCUCAAAAACCGACCCUUUGGUAAAAAAAAAAAAUUACUUUGGUAAAAAUUGAAAGUCUAUGAGUUCAAAAAACUGGAAAUGCCGGAGGUAUCUAUAAAAAUUUACCAACGCAGUUGCCAGUCUUAGAAAUAAAUCUCUUCAAACUCUCAUAACAUCAGUAAUAAGGCUUAGUUAUGACUGGAAACUUUGAUUCAACCUUCUGAAGAGUCUUCGGUGAUGUUAAACGUAUGAAAACAUGAAAAUGAAUAUUUCGCUUUUCUCCAAACCGGAUUUUGUGCUUUAUGAACUGAACAAUUUGAGUUUCCAUCUUAAGAAAAUUUUGCUCCGCUGCGACUACAUUUUGUACAUUUUAGCCAUUACAACUCCCUUCUCUCCAUGUAAAAUCGAAAUGUUAGUCUAUAGACCAAUCAUUCGGGAAGGGUCAUAAGAAAAGUGAAUUUUAAAAGCAUUUAAAUAAGCUCAAAUGCACUGUUUUGAAUUUUUAACCAAUUUUGACGUGGUCUUAUCGAUGAUCAGUGGAAGACCGCCCUUUGACUACAUAUAUUGACCAUUUGAUGUUUCCAAAAUAAUCCCCGUGAAAUUUUCAAUUUGAAAUCCAUUGAUCCUACCCAGAAUGCAUUUCACUAAAGCUGAGAAUCCACCUUAAUAAGGUUCCUUAAAAGUUCACAGCUGUUUUUAAAGUGUUUAUCCGAUAAGGGCAUCCAAUGCGAAGUUUCACUCUGGUGAUAGCUGAUGUUUUGCAUAUUCAUAGUUUUAUAUUUACCUUUUCUAUCCUCAUGUAUAAAUACUUCAAGCAAACUUACAGAAUGAAAAAAGUGAUAAAAUACCAAGUCAACUUUUUUGAAAGAUAUUGGUAAACAUAUUCAAACUUUUUUUUUGCAAUUUUGUGAGUUUCGUUCAAAGUACUGGCUAAAUUUCUCUACGAUUAUAAUUUUACCUAAUGAGUCUAGUGAUAAUAACAGGAAGCAAUAAAGUAGCAAAUUUUAGAUCUUUGUGACGUUAGCACAAAAUAACCCUCCUUGCUUCCGGGGUUUAGAUAAUGAGUGAUGAUUAGGAGAAAUACUUAACUGUGUGAACAAAUAUAACUUGAAAUUAUCCGAAUUGCUUCUAAUUACGACAUCCUUAACAUAUAUUAAUAUCGUUACACGGGGAAUACGCUGAAAACUAGAGCACUAAAACGUAAUAAAAAUUUAAAAUUAGGUCGUUUAUUCCUUUAUUUUUCGAUUAAUAUUAUUCUUGUGAAGAGGAUUAUUGGCGUAGUUUUUCCUAAAAAUGAGGACUUAAGGAAAUCCUCCACUUUUUCUUCCCCAGGACAACACAAUAAUUUUUUAUGCAUGCUGAUUUGUAGUUUUUUUCACGAACGUUAUUUUAGAGAUAAAUAUUACACAAUCAGCUGUGUUUGUUGGAAAGGUUUUUUUUUGUUUUAAUUAGAGUAGCUAUACACUAAGUAAGUUAGUAAGUUUUAUUUACCUAGUUACUAUAGCCUUAGCCGAUGACAGGAGCAUCGGUAAUUAAUAUUAGUAGUUUUUUAUUUUUUAUUGCGCGUUACUGGGCACCUUUCUUUCCUGAGGACAUGAUGAUAAUAACAAUAGGUAAUGAUAAUUACUAAUUUUUUAUCGAUAAUGUAAAUUAUUAGGAUUCUGGAAUUGUUAUUUCAAAAAUAUUUCAACUAUAGCAUUAGCAAUUUCAUCAAAUGUCUCGUCGCUUUCGAUACUCUCGUUUUUAUUUUCAUAAUUGUUUUCUGUUUGACUGUCAUUUUAUCUAAUAAUUUUUAUCCACCUUUACGUAUUACUUAUUUUCUUUUUCUCGUAAAAUCACUUUAAAUUAGAUAUUUCUUAAGUGAGAAAUAUAAUUUUCAAUGUGUUUUUUCAAUACGUAAGCUAUAUUCAAUGACAUACGUAAAUAUAAAUUUCCGGAUUGACUGAUUUUUUGUUUUAACUAUGACAAAUGAAAUCGUUGUACACCACAAAAACAUAAUGCAGAUACACUUUAAAAUACAUAGGUCAGCAAAUAAGAGAUUAUGAUGUGCGUGUAUCUUUGAAAGGAAAUUGCUGAUAAUGUUACACACGCAUUUACCAUUUCUCUAGGCAAAAUUCCAUAACCUCUUUUCACUUUAACUACUUUGAUUAUAUUUAUUUUCAAUUUGUUACUUUUCUAGAGAAAAUAAAACCACAUUUUUAACCAA